Durotheca rogersii is the source of this 1189-nucleotide messenger RNA. RefSeq lists its product as uncharacterized. The transcript has a single exon. Lineage: Eukaryota; Fungi; Ascomycota; Sordariomycetes; Xylariales; Xylariaceae. Bases 118 to 606 code for a protein of 162 amino acids. The record is from RefSeq and is a predicted model, not a curated record.
GCCCGAACCCGAAACCCAUAGAAAAACAACACAGGCCCGUUUUACGUCUGGGCAUGUUCUCUCCCCGUCGACUAGCCGGCAAUCGAUCCCAAAACCGCAACCAUAAAUAAAUACCCAAUGGCAACCGCAAACCGCAAAGUACCAGUCAAAUCAUCUAUAACUUAUCAUAUAGAACCUACUACUCUCUGUAGGUAUGCGUUACAGGCCGUAGUAGUCGUUAUGUUACUAUUACUUAAUGAUAUUGAAGAUAUAGCAGCCGAACCGCCCCGUCGAAACCAGCUCGGCAACAAUACACCAAAGACCGCCGACAGCUCCGCACAGAACCCGGUCCCGCUGGGGGGGGGGGGGGGGGGGCACUUCACCCUUCACAAUAUGCAUGAUCACUUUCCGAAAGCCGUCCCGGCUGCCUCUCCAGUAGUCCUGGGAGGCAUCGAGCCCGUCUCUGGAGCCGAGUCGGGUUGGGAGAAGGCGUCCGAGAAGCGAUCCUCAAGUUUUCAACUACAGACAGAACUUACCCGAACCCCGGUAGGGGCGAUACGUCUAUUCGGAGCAUCCCCUUCAACCCCACAUCCCCCCUCCCCUCCCUUCUUCGGCGAGAGACGUUGAUGAACUAAAUACGAAUGGAUAUAUUAUUUCCUUUCCCCCUGUUUACCCUCCCGUUCCCCUCCCUGUUCCCCCGUUCUCCCUUUACCACCGCCCCUCCCCAUUCGCGAACAGGACGAUGUCGAUAUCGCAUGGCGCGCAUUUGACGCUUUAUUUCCUUCUCUCUUCCCUACCUCAUUCCUUUCCUUUUCGUCCCCUCCGUGAUUUCCUUCGUUUUGCUGGCCAGGUAACAGGCAGAUAGGUAUAAUACACCGACCGUCGUCAUCGUACACUAUGGGAGCGGGGAGAAGGGCCGAAUUACCGAAUCGAACUCACGGGCGUGGGCGGGGCGCGUCCAGAGGAGCCGAUAUAGAUCAGAGGAGUUGGGCCCCCCCCGACUCAUCUGUCCCGCGGCAUAGGCGGCAGGCGACAGACGAUGAAACUUUCGCCUCCCUCCAAAUAUAGCCACCCAUAUAUAGAUAUAUAUGCCUAUACAACCAAUGGCGGAUGGCAUUUCGCCGUCCCAGGGAGAAGAGGGAGGAAGGAGGAGGGGUAGGGCCACGAUGUGACCCGUCGUUUUACCUUUUCCCUAACCCCCAUCUGUAUA